AGAAACCAGGUAGUGCCACGUGGGACACUACCUGGCACCCGGGCAUCGCAUCUUGGGGAAGAACCGCAGAGAGAGAGAGAGAAAGAAAGGCAAGCCACUACCUUCUCGAUCACCUCCACUCCUGAUCACCUUCAUCAUCACGGAGCCUCUUAAUCGUUCUCUCUGGUCUGAUAGAUCACCAGCCCAGAACCCAAAUUUACGGCGUAUACAUUCAACGAUAAGGCAGAGGGGGGAUUGAAUAAGCUUCGAAGUGGCUCAGAAAGAAUCUCAGAGGCUCUUUUUUUUUUCUUUUUCAAUUUGGGUUUUCGGAAUUCCGUCUGUGGGAGUUGUCAAAAGUCGCCAAUUCAGGUACCCAGCCAUCGUUUUUUCUGGAAUUGGUUGAUUUGGGUAUUGCCUUUUGGAUCCGUGUUCAGAAAUUCGGGGAAGUUUGUACACUUUGCGGUGGAAAUCUUGGUAAAUUGUUGUUAUUUUUUUAUUCAUUUGAGUUUUUGUUGCUGCAGUUUCAAUGGUAGCCAUGGUUGUUGUUGGGUAAUGUUUGUUUUUAGUGCAUAUGAUGAGUUUAUCAAUGGAGAAUAUAUCAAAUUGGGUUAGUGAAGUUGGAGCGCUUUGUGGCUAUGCCUUCGGGUUUCGGCUCGAAUAUGCGAAAAUCUUAAGCUAUAUGAUGUGAGUGAUACUCAUGUAUAAUAACGGAAUUGUAUAUUUGAGGCAGGCUGAGAUUCCAGUUGAUCGGCAACGUCCUUGUCAAUCUACGUACUUUAUGGAUAGUCCUUGCUCAACCCCCACAUCGGCCUUGGGUUCGACCUAUUGUUCGAAUGACGAAAGCCCACGUGUUAAAUUUUUGUGUAGUUUUUCUGGGAGUAUAUUGCCGCGCCCUCAAGAUGGGAAGCUUCGGUACGUGGGCGGAGAGACGCGAAUUGUAAGCGUGCCACGAGAUAUUACUUAUGAGGAGUUGAUGAGUAAAAUGAGGGAGCUUUAUCAAGCGGCGGCAGUGUUGAAGUACCAGCAGCCGGAUGAGGAUCUUGAUGCUCUUGUAUCAGUUGUGAACGACGAUGAUGUGAUUAACAUGAUGGAAGAGUAUGAUAAGUUGGGUUCGGGUGAUGGGUUCACUAGGCUUAGGAUUUUUCUGUUUUCGCAUCCUGACCAAGAUGGUUCGUCCCACUAUGUUGAUGGGGAUGAAAGGGAGACUGAGAGGAGGUAUGUGGAUGCUCUAAAUAAUUUGAAUGAUGCUUCCGAUUUUAGGAAGCAGCUGCAACCUGAGUCCCCCAGGAUUAGUACGGUUGAGGAUAUCCAUGUUGCGGACCAAUUCUUUAACCCGAUGGGUGUGGAGGGCGGCCUUCAUAGCCAAAGGAAUUCUGAGAUGCCCAUGCCACAGUUUAACUUGCGUCACCUCAGGAUUCCUCAUAUGGGAUCAGCAUCACACCAGGCUCAGAGGUAUAAUGAAAUGGAAGCUCCAUGGAGCCCUGCAUACUAUUCUCCUAGGCAUCAUGGACACCAUGAUCCAAGACAAUUGGUAGAGUACCCAUCUCCACCUUCUUCUGCACGGUACCGUAUGCCAUUCACAGAAUUACCAGAAAAAUGCUUAGAUAGAAUGCCAGAAGAAUAUUCUCGGCAGCAAGUGAAUCACCAGCCCGCGCAUGAGCACCAAUCACAAUAUUCUGAGAAUGUCGUAUGGGUGCCAACUGGAGUUAUAUCGGGUGAUAAGUCUGGUUUUCCUGGUAAUAUUUUUCACAGCCCCAGUGUUCUUGAAGGGAACAGUGUCUGUGAGCAUUGCCGGAUGAAUUUCCAUAGAAAUCAACCACAUUUGGAGCAACCCCACAUGGGGAAUGGGCAUUCCCAUGUCUCUAAUACAUGUGCUGACUGUCCCCCGAAUAGGGAGAGUCUCGUGCUGAAUGCAGAUGCCAAGUUGCAGCACGGAAUUUACUCUAAUGAGCAGAAUAGUGAUCAUCGAUCUGCUUACAAUGAAACUCAGAGUCAUGAAAGAGGAUGGAUUCUCCAGCACCAGUUGAAUGCUCGGAUUGAUGAAGCAAGACUGCAUGUCUCCGGAGCUGGAAGAUUGAGUGAUCACUACAUUGUAGAUGGACCAGGCCUGAAUUUCCCUGUGGGGCAUGGUAAUUUAGCGGAUGGCUAUCCUUUGUCCUCAAAUUAUGCUCCUCCCGGAGGUGGAAUUGAAUUGGGGAAUGAAGUGAUGCAUGACAAAGCUAUGGCUCCUGUACCGCACAUACAUGUUCCUCCUGAAGAUCGUGGGGUCCGGUAUGGAAAUAUGCCUUAUGCUUAUGGAGGAGAUAAUCUUUACCCAGUGCCACAUGGACAUGUACCUGGACAUGCUUUAUGGAGAAAUAACCAGAUGCAUGUUGCUCCCCCUUAUGAAGCAUCCAGUUCACCCCAGCAAGUGAAUGGCACAGUUAAUCUGGGAUUUCUCAGGCGUGAGGGUAGUCCAAGGUUGUCUGUUGGUGUGGAUAGUCAAAUACCUCAUGUAGAGUCCUCCCAGAAAAUUUUGGGUUUUGAUGGGACAGCUGUGCCAGAAUACUCGUAUGGUCAUGCUUUAAAAUUGAACCCCAACACAUUCAGUCAGGAAAACCACCAUUCAUCUCGACCCCCACCUGACAUGGUGAACUUUGCCGUCCCCUUGGAACCUGUGCCACUGUUGGAUUCAUCUUCAACUUUGGUUCAUGAUAAGUUGGUUUCUCCUGCAGCUCCUGGCUACAAUCUGGAUUCUAGAAAUGAUACCAGCAUCACUGAAGGGGUAAGAUUGGAGGGGAAAAGCAUAGUUGGAGAAGAAAAAGAGGCAAAUCAAGUAAAAAAGGUUGAGAACUCUGAGCAGACUAUUUCUUGUUCAGAGCAAAAGGAAAUUGCUUAUAAAAUUUUUGAGGAGACUUCUCUCAGGUCUACCAAUGCAAUCUGCUUAAAGCCUGCAGAAGAGAGUGGUGUUGUGAAACUGGGUGAAAAGAACCUUUCUGCCCCUGAAGAUUCUAAGCUUUCAAUUGACAAUUUGAGUUUCUUACCUGAGUUGAUUGCUUCUGUAAGGAGGGCAAGACUAGAAGGGGCUGAGGAGGUCAAAGCUAGAGUCGAAGGGUGCACUGACCUUAAAGAAGCAACUGGAAAUGAAAUGGAAUUAGCGAACACUCAUGGGGAUCCAGAGUUGGAUUAUGAUAAUGACAAUCUGAAUACCACCAAGAUUGAGCCAACAAAGGCUGAGGCUGAAGCUAUUGACAGGGGUUUACAGACAAUAAAGAAUGAUGAUCUAGAGGAGAUCCGGGAAUUGGGUACUGGAACGUAUGGUGCCGUUUAUCACGGGAAAUGGAAGGGUUCUGAUGUAGCAAUAAAAAAGAUAAAAUCCAGCUGUUUUGCGGGGAGACCGUCUGAAAGGGAGCGUUUGAUUGCGGAUUUCUGGAAGGAGGCUUUGAUAUUAAGUUCAUUACAUCAUCCAAAUGUUGUUUCUUUCUAUGGAAUUGUUCGUGAUGGUCCUGAUGGAUCCUUAGCAACUGUGACAGAGUUCAUGGUUAAUGGAUCUUUAAAACAGUUUUUGCAGAAGAAAGACAGAACUAUUGAUCGUCGUAAGAGACUCAUCAUAGCUAUGGAUGCUGCCUUUGGGAUGGAGUAUUUGCAUGGAAAGAACAUUGUGCAUUUUGAUUUGAAAUGUGAAAAUUUGUUGGUUAAUAUGAGAGAUCCUCAACGGCCGGUGUGCAAGAUUGGCGAUUUGGGCUUAUCAAAGGUGAAACAGCACACUUUAGUGUCAGGAGGUGUCCGUGGAACUUUACCCUGGAUGGCACCUGAGCUUCUUAGUGGGAAAAGCCAUAUGGUGACAGAGAAGAUUGAUGUUUACUCAUUUGGGAUUGUCAUGUGGGAAUUGCUCACGGGUGAUGAGCCUUAUGCAGAUAUGCAUUGUGCUUCCAUAAUUGGUGGAAUUGUAAACAACACGUUACGCCCACAAAUUCCAGCAUGGUGUGAUCCUGAAUGGAAGUCUUUGAUGGAAAGUUCUUGGGCUUCUGAUCCAGCGGCAAGGCCAUCGUUUUCAGAAAUCUCUCAGAAGCUGAGGAAUAUGGCCGCAGCAAUGAAUGUGAGAUAAAUCCAAUGUUGAAGCAGUUGGUUUCAUUCCUGCCCUGUAUGUCGAGCCAGAAUUGAUGAAAAAGGAAAAUGAAAUGGAGCAUAGGUUUUGCAGUUUAGGGCAGCCAGCCUGCUGGUUUUCCAAGUAUACAAAGGAUAAUAGUAGUGUAGUUUUAUGCCUUGGUUCAUUUUUGACGAACCUUUUCUAGUACUGCAGUCACAACGGUAUUUACUCUUUUAUAGAGUGCAAUUAUAUGCCCUCCACAGUGGAUUUGCCUAGAAGAUUACAUUAUGCAUUAAGGAGAGCUACUACUGCACAAUUAAAAUUAUCUUGUUAUAUUCGAUGUGAUCUGGAUGGCGUUGCCGAUAUCAUUAUUCGAGGUCGGACUCGGCCUUUUGGAAAGGAUGUAUAUAAAAGUUAAUGAUAAUUUCCGUAUUAUAAGCUUUACCUUCAGAAAAUAAUGAUGCAUAUGCUGCUGUAACUCUGAAGAAGCAGUAAGCUACUCUGUUGUAGUUCCCUCUCUCUCUCUCUGGCCCCUUCUUGUCGGUUUCUUGUCAUAUGAAAUGUACUUUGGCUCUUGGAGAUGCAAAAGAGUGAUUAUUAAGCUAAUCUGGUUGCUGGAGCAUAGGUAGUGCUGUUACCUCUGGCCAUUGUGAAAUAGUUCUACUUGCCUCGAAGGCGGCAUUAUUUUCUUUAAUUUUAUGUGAGAAUCGUUAUCAAAAUCGUGUAUUAUUUGAUAUUAAAUAUUGAUUAUUAAAAAAAAAAAUUGAAUUCGGUGGUGCAUGGUA
Alnus glutinosa is the source of this 4833-nucleotide messenger RNA. RefSeq lists its product as uncharacterized. NCBI's taxonomy places the organism in Eukaryota, Viridiplantae, Streptophyta, Magnoliopsida, Fagales, Betulaceae. Bases 677 to 4066 code for a protein of 1129 amino acids. Gene Ontology annotation, biological process: protein phosphorylation; signal transduction. Gene Ontology annotation, cellular component: cytoplasm. Gene Ontology annotation, molecular function: protein binding; protein kinase activity; ATP binding. The transcript is spliced from 9 exons. The record is from RefSeq and is a predicted model, not a curated record.